AAUACAAACAGCCGAGCCGUUGUCAUGAUGUGAACAUGGGUUACCACUUAACAUGGUAAAAACAGUCCUUUAAAAGAGAGGAAAGAAAGCAAAGAUGAGGGUUUCCAAUAGUCAUCUGCAGCAGCUCGCCAUCUUCACCACUGUGCUGACUGGUGGAGGGGUUGGCACCAUGUACUAUCUACUUCAGCAGAAGUUCACUGGGUCAGACUGGCACAGAAUGUCUAUGCAGAAGUUGGAAGCAUGUCCUGCAGCCAUGGAAAGCCUAGGUGUCCCACCUUUAAAAGUCUACAACAUCCAUCUGACUGACAGAUACAACCGUGUAGAUCAGCACACUGCGCAGAUAAAGAUCCAUGUAGCUGGGUCAAAAACUGGCGGUUGUCUUUAUACUUCUUCAGUUAGAGACUCUAAUACCAACAGUUGGAGUCUGGAGCAGGCAGUGCUGAAUCUCAGAGGAGGACAGACCAUCAACUUGCUGAGUCCUCCUUCAGCAGCUGCCGCACCACAAACCCAGGCAGCAGGACAGACACAGGGACUAGAGACAGGUCACUGGAGCUGAAUGUUGAAGAUGAAGUUGUUCUGCUCCAGGAGGUCCUGAAUAAAAGUCUAACUAUCCACUAUCAGCUCCACUAUCAUUUGUGAAGAGACAACAGUUAGUUUUGAUGCACAGCUCAAUGAGUUUCAUUGUGCUUCUCCCUGACUUCUCCGGUUGUUGUGUUAAGUGUCUGUGUUCUGUUUUGAAUAAA
Limanda limanda (common dab) is the source of this 743-nucleotide messenger RNA. Its product is annotated as cytochrome c oxidase assembly factor 1 homolog. The coding region runs from base 95 to 556 and encodes 153 amino acids. The transcript is spliced from 5 exons. The record is from RefSeq and is a predicted model, not a curated record. Gene Ontology annotation, cellular component: mitochondrial inner membrane. Gene Ontology annotation, biological process: mitochondrial respiratory chain complex IV assembly; mitochondrial respiratory chain complex I assembly. Lineage: Eukaryota; Metazoa; Chordata; Actinopteri; Pleuronectiformes; Pleuronectidae.